Messenger RNA from Pimephales promelas (fathead minnow), 1364 nucleotides. The record is from RefSeq and is a predicted model, not a curated record. Lineage: Eukaryota; Metazoa; Chordata; Actinopteri; Cypriniformes; Leuciscidae.
GUUCAUUCUUGUAGCUGUCAUGGCGGCCCAGUGACCGCUGCAUGCGUGUGUGUGAUGAAGCUCGCUGUGUGUGGUGUGUGUCAGUAGAUGAGAGUGAUGAUGAUGAGUGUGAUGAAGGCUCGGCUCGGCUGGGUCCGGCUCGCUGCUGUCAGAGGCUUUCAUGAGCGGACUGUGGCUGUGGGUUUAGGGGACAGGAGGCUGGAGAUCUCAACUGGGAAACUCGCUCGCUUCGCUGACGGCUGUGCAGUGGUCAAAUUGGGCGAGACGUCAGUGAUGGUGACCGCAGUCAGCAAGAGCAAACCGGCCAGCGCUUCCUUCAUGCCUCUCGUGGUGGAUUACAGGCAGAAAGCAGCGGCUGCAGGACGAAUACCCACAAACCACCUGAGGAGAGAACUGGGCAGCACCGACUCCGAGAUCCUGACCAGCCGGCUCAUCGAUCGCUCCAUCAGGCCGCUGUUUCCCGCCGGAUACUUCUACGACACACAGGUGCUGUGUAACAUACUCGCCGCUGAUGGAGUCAACGACCCGGAUGUUCUGGCCAUUAACGGAGCGUCUGCAGCUCUGGCUCUGUCUGAUAUCCCCUGGAGCGGCCCCAUCGGUGCGGUGCGCGUGGGGCUGGUGGACGGAGAGUUCCUGGUGAACCCCUCGCGCUCGGAGAUGAACAGGAGCUCGCUGAACCUCGUGAUCGCGGGAGCGCCGGCCAGCCAAGUGGUGAUGAUCGAGGCCGCGGCGGAGAACGUCCUCCAGCAGGACUUCAGUCACGCGGUGAAGCUGGGGGUCAAACACACACAGCUGAUCGUCCAGGCCAUCCAGCAGAUGAGCCGUGAGCUGAAGGUGUCCAAGCGCUCUCCCGCCAGACUCUUCACCGCCUCCGCCGAGAUGGUGGACUACACACGCCUGUUGACGUCCGCUAAGAUCUACGCUGUGUUUACAGACUUCACACAUGACAAGAUAUCCAGAGAUGAAGCGAUUAAUAAGAUCCGUCUGGAGGCCGAGGAGCAGAUCAGAGAGAAGUUUCCGCAGGCGGAGACGUUCGAGGUGGUGGAGGCCUUUAACAGCGUCUCUCGAGAGAUCUUCAGGAAUCUGGUUCUUCAGGAAUACAGACGGUGUGACGGAAGAGAUCUCACGUCUCUACGCAACAUCUCCUGUGAGGUGGACGUGUUUAAGCCACUCCACGGCUCGGCUCUCUUCCAGAGGGGUCAGACACAGGUGCUGUGCUCCGUGACCUUUGACUCUCUGGAGUCCAGUCUGAAGACAGACGUGAUCACCACAGCGCUCAGGUCAGUGACACAUGCAAACAUAUGAUUUAAAGUUGUUCCCCACACACACACACACACACACACACACACACACACACACACGCA